AUGAAGUUGGCUCUGCAGGAGAUAGCGAGAAAUACAAAAGAGAGAGCAUCCACGCAGGCAGGGGCCCGCCUGCUUCUCCGCACUCUACACGGCCAGGGGGAUGUCUCAGCAGCAGCAGCAGCAGCAGCAGCAGCAGCAGGAGAAGCAGCAGCAGCAGCAGCAGCAGCAGCAGCAGCUGCUGCUGCUGCUGCUGCAGGCAGUUCUGGUGUACAGACACCUGAGCAUGAAUGCAGGGUUUACGAGGAUUGCAAGAGAGGCGGAGCUGCAUCAUUUCCUUUUUUCUUUUCUUCGUUUGCUGCUGCUGCUGCAGCAGAGCAGACGACAGCAGCAGCAGCAGCACUGCAGCUGACCCUCGAUAUUCUUCUUAGCUAUAUUCUACCAGCAGCAGACGCAGCAGCAGCAGAUAAUACAGCCCCCACCGCAUGCAUGCAGCAGCAGCAACAACAGCAGCAGCAGCAGCAGCUGCUGCUGCAGCAGCCACAUCCCGCGUCGUGUGCUUACCCUUAG
Eimeria mitis is the source of this 507-nucleotide messenger RNA. RefSeq lists its product as uncharacterized. The coding region runs from base 1 to 507 and encodes 168 amino acids. The transcript has a single exon. The record is from RefSeq and is a predicted model, not a curated record. NCBI's taxonomy places the organism in Eukaryota, Apicomplexa, Conoidasida, Eucoccidiorida, Eimeriidae.